Nothobranchius furzeri (turquoise killifish) is the source of this 2222-nucleotide messenger RNA. RefSeq names its product sorting and assembly machinery component 50 homolog, like (gene samm50l). Gene Ontology annotation, cellular component: outer membrane. Gene Ontology annotation, biological process: protein insertion into mitochondrial outer membrane; mitochondrial respiratory chain complex assembly. The record is from RefSeq and is a predicted model, not a curated record. Lineage: Eukaryota; Metazoa; Chordata; Actinopteri; Cyprinodontiformes; Nothobranchiidae.
CAGCAACUGUCAUGGCGUCUCCCUUGAAGGGGGCUUGGUAGCUGAGACAGUAGCUGCUGUCAUUUCUCUCUUUUCUCUCUCGAACACAAUAAUAAAGUCAGUGUAAAACAUUUUUAGGAGCCGGUAGUCACCAUGGGGACCGUCCAUGCUAAGAGCCUGGAUCCGCUCCCGAUGCAUGGCCGGGAUCUGGGUGUCCACCCUGAUGACCUGAUUGAACCCCCAGAACAGGAACAGGAGUCCAAGCAAGAGAUCCUGGAAAAUAAAGAUGUAGUUGUUCAGCAUGUCAACAUAGAGGGUCUGGGGAGAACCAAGGAGGAUCUGCUGGGCUAUGAGAUCUCUGAUGUGUUCCACGCCAAAAGUCUGAUCGACGUGAUGAAACGCGCUCACGUAGCCAGGCUGAGGCUUCUUCGGCUGGGAAUCUUCAAAGACGUGGAGGUUCUCAUUGACACAUCUGAAGGUACAGAUGCCUUGCCCAAUGGCUUGGAUGUCACCUUUGAAGUGACUGAGAUCAAGAGGCUGACAGGAAGCUACAACACGAUGGUUGGCAACAAUGAAGGAAGCAUGGUUCUGGGUUUGAAGCUGCCCAACAUGUUCGGUCGAGCUGAGAAGCUGACCUUCCAGUUUUCAUAUGGGACAAAGGAGACGUCCUAUGGUCUGUCUUUUUUCAAGCCGCAGCCUGGAUUCUUUGAACGCAACCUCACCCUUAACCUGUAUAAAGUCACUGGCCAGUUUCCAUGGAGCUCCUUAAAAGAGACGGACAGAGGUGUUUCUGCAGAACUAAAUUUUCCUCUUGGCGUCACCAGCCACACGCUGAAGUGGGAGGGCGUAUGGAGGGAGCUGGGCUGCCUGGCUCGCAGCGCCUCCUUUGCUGUGCGAGAGGAGAGUGGACACUCGCUGAAAUCGGCCGUUUCACACACUGUGUCAGUUGACUCAAGGAACUCCGCCAUCUUUCCCAGCCGAGGCGCCUUAUUUCGAAUCAACCAGGAGCUGGCAGGGUACACCGGUGGAGACGCCAGCUUUCUGAAGGAAGAUUUUGAGCUGCAGCUAAACAGGCGGCUGUUCUGGGACUCUGUCUUGUCUGCCUCAUUAUGGGGCGGCAUGCUGUACCCCAUCAAAGGGCAGCCGUCCUGCAUCGCUGACAGGUUCUACCUUGGAGGUCCCACCAGUGUUCGAGGGUUUGGAAUGUACAGCAUCGGGCCACAAAGUGAAGGUGACUAUCUGGGUGGAGAGGCAUACUGGGCGGGUGGGCUGCACCUCUACACCCCUCUACCAUUCAGACCAGGCAAAGGAGGCUUUGGAGAUCUUUUUAGAACUCACUUUUUUCUCAACGCUGGAAACCUCUGCAAUCUAAAUUAUGGCGAAGGUCCCCAGGCGCACCUCCAGAAACUAGCUGAGUGUAUCCGCUGGUCAUACGGAGCCGGCAUCGUGCUGCGGCUCGGGAACAUCGCCAGGCUUGAGCUCAACUACUGCGUUCCGAUGGGAGUUCAGAGUGGAGACAGGAUAUGUGACGGUGUACAGUUUGGAGCUGGAAUUCGCUUCCUGUGAUGUUUCAGUUUUGCCUUCACCACUCCAGCAGCACUCAAUGUGAAAAAGGGAGUGUUUUAGUUGUUUUUCACCUGUAACUUGUUGUGGGAAACACUAGCAUGGGCCUGUGCUCUGGUGAGAUGAGCCUGACCUCCCCAAAAUGUUAUUUAAUAUGCACCUGUAAAGAUUCUUCAAUAACAACAAAGCAGUGCUGGCUCGAGCAAGAUCAACUCAUUAGAGUCCAUUUUUCCCUCCACCUGCCAGAAAAAUCAAGGAACCUUCUGAUAGUCCGGCUUUAUAUUUAUUCCCAUAGAUUAAUGGUUUCAUGUUUUGUUCUUUAGCCUUACUUUGCAGCCGCCAAUGCUGGGAUUAUGUUCCUCACAGGCAUGUUCCAUUUGGACACAACUGAUAGAUAUGCUCCCAUUGUCCCUACUAACCAGGAGCACAGUGUUCCUGAGUGAGAACACCACUCAGCAAAUUGAGCUAAUGACUGACCAAUAAAGCAGUUAGGAGGUUAAACAAGGAGAAACCAACAUUUUUUUCAUCCAAAUUAAGGUAUAGGAAAAAACCCUGAAGAUGAAGUGUUCUGGGGCUUACAGCAAAAAUAAGUAACACCCACCAUUAGUGGUGUUAUCAUUCUUCCUUUUUUCGAUUAUGUUCAAAUUGUUCACAAAUAAAUCACUUCCCUUGUCUCUUAA